CUGCAGAACUGAGCACUGCAGCUGCGUAUGUCACAUCGCUCACAAGCGGGCACAGAUUGUUGGGCGCAUUGAGACUUGAACCCAGCUAGUUUCUGCCAUGGCGGCCAUCACAUUAGCCGUGCCCUGCUCUUCCUGCCUUGCUGCUUCUAGUCUUGCUUCCCUGAACUCAGUCAGCUCUGCCAAACACCUUGUGCCUGUGCCAAGAUUUCAGUACAAUGCAGGCAGGUCCAGCAGAAGUGUUCGGUGCCAGGCUAGAGGUUCUCAGUUGAACCCCAGCGAAAUGCACAGUUUGACAAGGAGAGAAGCGCUUGGGGCUGCAGCGGCUGUUCUUGGACUCUCGCAAUUGGCGGGCCCCGUUGGUGCGGCAGAGGAGUUCAACACAUUCUAUGGCAAAGCUGCAAGCGCAUCAUCGUACGGAGGCUACGGAGGCAACGCCGGCACCAACACCGAGGCAGAGUACGUGUAUGACGUUCCAGCAGGCUGGAAGGAGCGCGUGAUCAGCAAGGUCGAGAAGGGGACCAACGGGACUGACAGUGAAUGGUACAACCCAGCAAACAAGAAGGAGAAGAUUUAUACCACAUACCUGGGCGGGUUCCGGAAGCUGGGGCCAAAGGAGAACAUCAUCAACGACCUGGCCCUGUCGGAUGUGAAGAUCCAGGACGCGUUGGGCUCUGCGGACAACUUCGACCAGCGGGAGCGGAAAGACGAUGCCGGACAGCUGUACUACGACUACGAGAUCGACAACCCCGGCUCCGGCCACACGUUGAUCACCGUGACGGUAGCUCGGAACAAGUUGUACGCUGUCUUUGUCAUGGCGCCGAACGCGGCUUGGAACAAGGACGAGAAGAUGUUGAGGAGGAUGUGGUCGUCUUUCAGGACCAUUUGAUUCGUUUGACUAGAAGUUUUGACGGUGUUGAGGACUUCGUCGAGAAAACGAGUUGACCAAUUGGAUUCGACUAGCUAAACUGACUUUUUUUGACCAGACUCGAAGACUCCUUUUUGCAACAUUGUGUCGUUAUGCGAUACUGAACGGUCACUUUUCGAUCCGUUUGAUUUGCGACUAGGCACGCAAAAGGGUCUUUGACUCGAUCCAUAAAAUUUUGUAUCUGGAUGCAACCAUCUGAUCAUCAGAAUCAUGGUUCUUAGAAGAUGCAAUCCGAUGGAAACAAUUAAUCCUUGAG
Klebsormidium nitens is the source of this 1181-nucleotide messenger RNA. Lineage: Eukaryota; Viridiplantae; Streptophyta; Klebsormidiophyceae; Klebsormidiales; Klebsormidiaceae. The record is from the annotation of a GenBank genome assembly.